AUGAAAUUAUUAUUUAAAAUAUCAACUUUACUUUUAAUUAUAAUUCUUUGUAAUUUUUUUAAUUUAAUAUAUGGUUUUCCUGGAUCAUAUUCAGGAUGUUCAUCAAUAUCAUAUUCACAAAAUGAGCUUGACACAAUACCAGCUUCAUUUGAUGUUAGAACGAAUUGGGGUGAUUGUAUGUCACCAGUAAGAGAACAACAGAGUUGUGGUAGUUGUUGGGCUCAAGUUACAUCUGGAAUUUUAGCAGAUAGAAUGUGUAUUGAAAGUGAUAAAAAUAUUAAAAUGUUAUUGUCACCACAAUAUUUAAUGGAUUGUGAUGGAAGCUGUGUUUCCGAUGGUGUAAGUGGUUGUAACAAUGGUUGUAAGGGUGGUUUCGUUGGUCUUGCUUUAACUCGUUUAAUUAAUGAAGGUAUUGUUUCUGAUGAGUGUCUUAGUUAUCAAGCUUCAAAAGAUUCUUCAUGUCCAACAACUUGUGAUGAUGGUUCUCCAAUUUCAAAUACAACCAUUUAUAAAGCAACUAGUUGCAGAGCUUUUCCAACUGUUCAAGAUGCUCAAUAUGAAAUUAUGACAAAUGGUCCUGUCAUCGCAACCUUUAUGUUAUACAGUGAUUUUAAACCACAUAAAUGGGAUGUUUACAUUAAAUCUUCAAAUACUCAAGUUGAAAGUCAUGCAGUAAGAGUUGUUGGAUGGGGAACUACAAGUGAUGGAGUUGACUAUUGGAUUGCUGCUAAUAGUUGGGGAACUGGAUGGGGUGAUAAAGGAUAUUUUAAAAUUCGUAGAGGUAGUGAUGAAGCAGCUUUUGAAGAAGGCUUCAUUACUGUUACUGCUGAUACUGCAUCAGUCCCAACUUCACAAUAUGGUUUGGAAUAUCAAUUUGGAGGAAAUUCUUCCACAUUCUUAAAACCAUCCUUUUUAAUUUUAUUAACUUUAAUUGUUUUAUACUUUUUAUUAGUUCCAAUUAUUUUAUCAUAA
This is a messenger RNA of Dictyostelium discoideum AX4, 972 nucleotides long. RefSeq lists its product as hypothetical. NCBI's taxonomy places the organism in Eukaryota, Evosea, Eumycetozoa, Dictyosteliales, Dictyosteliaceae. The transcript is spliced from 2 exons. Gene Ontology annotation, molecular function: cysteine-type peptidase activity; cysteine-type endopeptidase activity. Gene Ontology annotation, biological process: proteolysis. The record is from RefSeq and is a predicted model, not a curated record. The coding region runs from base 1 to 972 and encodes 323 amino acids.